UGCAGGACACUGGGCUCCGGCGGCCUGAGAGGGGGUCGAGGUGAAGCGGAGCCGGGCCGGGGCCGGCCGGGAGGAGGCCGGAGGCAGAGCGGCGGCGACGGCGGUGGCCGGGCGGGCGGAGGCGCAGCCUGAGGAGCCGCCGCCUCCCGGGCCGAGGGACUUUUCAGAAAAGAAGAUGGACCAGCCCAGUGGAAGAAGUUUUAUGCAAGUGUUGUGUGAAAAAUACAGUCCUGAAAACUUCCCUUACCGCCGUGGCCCUGGGAUGGGAGUCCAUGUCCCAGCCACUCCUCAGGGCUCUCCUAUGAAAGAUCGCCUCAACCUCCCCAGUGUGCUUGUGCUGAACAGCUGCGGAAUCACCUGCGCGGGAGACGAAAGAGAAAUCGCUGCCUUCUGCGCUCACGUGUCAGAGCUAGAUCUUUCUGACAACAAACUGGAAGACUGGCACGAGGUCAGUAAGAUUGUGUCAAAUGUUCCUCAGCUGGAGUUUCUAAACCUGAGUUCCAAUCCUCUGAAUCUGUCGGUUCUAGAGAGAACAUGUGCUGGGUCCUUCUCGGGGGUUCGCAAACUUGUCCUCAACAACAGCAAAGCAUCAUGGGAAACAGUGCACACGAUACUUCAGGAGUUACCAGAUCUGGAGGAGCUCUUCCUGUGCCUUAAUGACUAUGAAACAGUGUCUUGUCCUUCUGUUUGCUGUCAUUCCCUUAAGCUCCUACACAUAACAGACAAUAACCUCCAAGACUGGACUGAAAUCCGAAAGCUCGGUGUAAUGUUCCCUUCACUGGAUACCCUGGUCCUGGCCAACAAUCACUUGAAUGCUAUCGAGGAGCCUGCUGACUCCCUGGCAAGGCUGUUUCCUAAUCUGCGAUCCAUCAGCCUUCACAAGUCAGGUUUGCAGUCGUGGGAAGACAUUGACAAACUAAAUUCCUUCCCCAAGCUUGAAGAAGUGCGAUUGCUAGGAAUUCCUCUUCUGCAGCCAUAUACCACUGAGGAACGCAGGAAACUGGUGGUGGCCAGACUGCCCUCUGUUUCCAAACUCAAUGGCAGCGUUGUCACCGAUGGAGAACGAGAAGAUUCUGAGAGGUUUUUCAUCCGGUACUACGUGGACGUCCCACAGGAGGAGGUGCCAUUCAGGUAUCAUGAACUCAUUACAAAAUACGGGAGAUUGGAGCCUUUGGCAGAAGUGGACCUAAGGCCCCAGAGCAGCGCAAAGGUAGAAGUCCAUUUUAAUGACCAAGUAGAAGAAAUGAGCAUCCGUCUGGACCAAACAGUAGCCGAACUGAAGAAACAACUCAAGACUCUAGUCCAGUUGCCCACGAGCAGCAUGCUUCUGUACUACUUUGACCACGAGGCACCCUUUGGCCCCGAAGAGAUGAAGUACAGCUCCCGAGCUCUGCACUCUUUCGGCAUUAGGGAUGGAGAUAAAAUUUUUGUGGAAUCAAAAACAAAAUAACCUCUACCAGCCUUGUAAAAACUCACAUAAGGACUUCCUGCAGGGUGUUUGUUUCCAAUGUGUUUUUCUUUAGGAAGAAGGACAUUUCCAUUUCGUUUUGGUUUUUGUUUGGCUUUUGAAGGGGUUUUGUAUAUUUUCUUUCCCUAGAAUGGGAUUUUUUUUGGUAUUUUCUACCACAGCUCAGUAGGCUCAGUCAGCAGACCUUGCUGCAUCUCCAGUCUUUACUCUCUCUCUCUCUCUCUCUCUCUCUCUCUCUCUCUCUCUCUCUCUCUCUGUCUCUCUGUCUGUCUUUCUCUCCCUCUCUCUUUCUUGAAAGAUGACAGAGAAAUCACCGACUUCUUACUGUGUUGCUGGCGUUUGUCAGCCUCUGGACUCUUUCCUGCUAGGCUGGAAGACAGAAUGGUGCCUAAGAGGGGUGGUCCACAGUGUUCAAAUGCAGAGAUGGGAUCUUCCCUGGAGGGCAGCACCUUCUGUCCCUGCCUCCAGUCAUUCUUUUCCUCUUUUCCUUUCUGGGCUCCAGUUUUUCACUCGGACUUGCACAUACUUACCUGUUUUAUUCUGUUUGUAAUUUACUUAGUGGGUUUUUUUCCCCUCAAAUUUUGUCUCCCUCCCCCCAUUUCCCAUUUUAAAUACUUUUGAGUAUUUUAAGCAUUUUUCAGCCUGAAUCUGAUCUCAGGAACUCCGUUAGGCUUUUAAAGAGAAGUAGGUGAGAGUUAACCCAAGAAAACAUGCCGUUGCCCUGGAAGCAGGGGCAGAGAGCUCUAACCUCUCUGCUGCCGCCCCGCUGAACGCCUGUUGUGCAUUGACCAGCCAUCACGCCUAUUGCGUCCUUUCUUUCUGCUCAGUGGUUGUUAUUUCCUGGCAGCUUUGCCUCCUAAGCUACUGGAAAUAAAGUACGAGCCUGGACAGUUCUGGGUAUAUACUCCGUAGCAGAGAGUCAGCUGACGGAUGGCCAGGCCUGUGUGAAGGAGGAGGUGGAGGGAUUGGAGAGACUGAGCCUGCUGGCUCUCCUGCCCUUGUUGCGCUUCCGAAGCCCUUGUCCUUGCAGUGUCAUUAAAAGUGAGAGACUUUAAUCAAAGGGAACUGUGGUUCCCACCUUUUUCUUGGGACUUUGUGAUGUCAUAAUUAACAGUUGUUUUGUGUUUUAUUUUAUGUCCCCUGUGGAUGGUUUUUGCCUAAUCGAUGAGUGAAGUUUGAGUGUCACAACAGCCCGGGUUUCUUUUGCAGAAGUAUUUAACACCAGUUCCUUGCAUACUCUGGAACCUAGUUCUCUGGCCUUCCGUUCUUUGUUAGUUAGAUUUAAGUCCUUUCUUCAGUAUAGGGAUUUUUUUUUCUAGUCCACUGGCUACUGGUGGGAGGCAGCAGAGGAUCUCAAAGAAUGCACCUGUGGCCUAGUUGGUUUUGUGUUUGUUUGAUUUGGUCUUUAUUUCUCCCCAUCGGCUUUUCACCUUUGUUAUAGGGUUCCACCUCUCCUACAAACUUAGUUUCUUGUAAACUCCUUAGGGGACUCUGAUGACUUCUUCACGGGUGGGGAGUUGUGUUUUCAAGUUUCCUCCGCCACGGGGCGGGUGUUUGUUCUCUUGAUGCACUUCAGGUUCGGUACGUCUAAAGCUAUUGAUCAGGCCUAUGGACGCAGGCCGGCUUCACCGCAGCGCUAAAGGUGAAAACCAAAGGGUUUAGAAAGAUGAGUGCGGCCAGCUUCCCUGCUGCAGACUGUAUCUCAGAAUCCUAAAGAUGAGCAGCAGGGAUCCGGCCAGUAUAGACAAGGACAGUUAUUUUGCAAUCGCAUUUUCUUGACAGAUUUUUUUUUGGAAAUAAGAAAAGUGUGGCGACAGUAUCACGAAGAUGAAGACUGGGUGCUUUGUGUGUACGCGUGAGUGCGGAGGGGUUUGCGGGAGAAACUAUAAGGCAGACUUUGCUUUCGUCAGCCUGGGAAACAGAUGCACUCUUAUUUUUGAACUUUGGAGACACUUCUGUCCCACGGCAGAAGUCAGAGUGAGCACUUACACUUUGGUCAUAAGUGGAAUGGUCACAAUAAGAUAUUUUAUAUAUGACAAAGUUUUACGAAAUGCUUUUUUACUCUUUGAGACCUGUUUCUUCUGUUAUUACAGAACAGUGUUUAUCUUCUGCAGGCCUAAUCCUUUAUUACAGUUGCAUGUAAAGGGAACUUCUCAUCCAAUAACUGAUGUAGGUAUUCUAGGGCAUUGUAAUUGGUGGUUUGAAUAAUUGCCGGAUCAUUUCCAGUGAAGAAAAUCUCAGAUACAGUCCUUGGGCUUUUAGAAUUACAGGAGUAAAUGAAAAAAGCUGCUUGAGCAUGCGUAUUUACAGACUUAUUGGGUGGCUGAGUAAAGAGGCUGCUUUUGAAGUAAAAUCGGUGCUGUGUAGACAUUUAUAAUUAUUUAGAAUUUUAUUAUAAGCUGUUAUAAAAUUAUUUUUAUAACAGAUGCAGAAGGAGGAAAGAAAAGACUGUGGACCUUUGAGUCUGCACGUCGCGCACCAUGCUUGUCUGUAGUUGUCUGUGUUUUAAUGUUGACUUCAUCAGAUUGAGUGGGAGCACAUGUUGACAGUUAGGAGGCAAACGCUGUCUUCACCGGUAUUACAGAGAUGUGCCUUCAGGCAUAGCAGAGAGAACAUGCCUUCCUAAAGUAGAAAUUCUUUUCAGUUGUGGAAAAGGAAAGGAAUAACGCAAAAAAGAAAGCCAAACCCAAAUCAGGAGUCUUCACUGUGGGUGGAGCUGCUAAAGCUGUGGUCCAAAUGGAUUGGGUUUGAUGGUUGAGAUCUCCUAGAUUCUGCAGCCGUAGCCAUAGAUGCAUAAGAAAGCAGCAGAGGUGAUCACCGUGGGAGCCAUGCCACUAAUAGCUUUUCCUAACACAGUGUGGCUCUCUGCACGGCAGCUUAGGCCCAAGGGCAGGUAGACCAUGACUCCAUGACUUACGCAUCGUCAUUUCUGUUGAUGAAUUUGACUUUUCCCUUUAUGCCAUGUAAGACGGAAAUGCAAACAAACUGCUUUCAAGAAUGCCCAGAAGCUCUGUGUCCCCAAAUGUUAUUGUGAACUCUACUGUUUUUCAUAGGUGCUUCCUUAAAAUGUAUGUUUAUUGUAGUGACAGAGAGGGACUGGACUCUCAGGCCCUUUACAGUUGUCUCCUGCAGUUAAUGGAAAUAUAAAUAUAUAUAUAUAUUUUAUUUUAGAAUAUAAUUUAAACAUGAAGGUCUAUUCUUUGCACUUUUUAUUAAUAUAUAUAGAAAGAUAAUCUUUAAAAAAUUAAAAAUCCAAGUCCAUUUGCUUCUUGUGUUCUGAAUGUUUCUUUUGGAGGGUCGGGACAAAGACGUGUGAUCAUUUUUAUACAGAUGGACAUCGGUUCUGGAAUGCCUUCUUGGGAGGAGUGGCUUAAGCUAGUAGGAGCCUGGCCAUCCUGCCAAGUGUAAUAGCAAUUUUGC
Molecule: messenger RNA, 4888 nt
Organism: Microtus ochrogaster (prairie vole)
Lineage: Eukaryota; Metazoa; Chordata; Mammalia; Rodentia; Cricetidae
Gene: Tbcel
Product: tubulin folding cofactor E like
Molecular function (GO): protein binding
Source: RefSeq, a predicted model, not a curated record